Messenger RNA from Postia placenta MAD-698-R-SB12, 1995 nucleotides. RefSeq lists its product as hypothetical. The transcript is spliced from 5 exons. NCBI's taxonomy places the organism in Eukaryota, Fungi, Basidiomycota, Agaricomycetes, Polyporales, Adustoporiaceae. Bases 1 to 1575 code for a protein of 524 amino acids. The record is from RefSeq and is a predicted model, not a curated record.
AUGUCCUUCUUGCCCUCUCUCGAUCCAUUUAAACCGUCAGACACCUCGACGUCGUCUCCCGCAGCCUCGUCUACUGGUUCGUCAUCGUCUACGGACUCAUCGUCGUCGUCCUCGACACCGACCUCGACCUCUUCUUCCACCUCGACCACCACCACCACCUCCUCCUCUUCGACGACCUCCUCUUCAUCGUCCACUCAGUCGUCCUCUUCCCCCACUUCGUCGUCCAGCUCGACCUCCACCAGCUCCAGCACCCAGUCGUCGACCAGCUCUUCCACAUCGACCAGCUCCUCCGCGUCCUCGACCUCAACUAGCACGAGCAAUGGCAGCUCCUCCACUAGCGCCACCAGCUCUGCCACCAGCGCACCUUCGACCUCCUCGUUCAUCUACUCCACGUCAUACAGCACCGUCUACAGUCAGAGCACUGCGCCCGGCGGUGGGGUCGUCACAUACACGCACACCAUUCCCUUCACCUCCACUGCAACCCCUCACACUGACAACGAUGCUACUUCCUCUUCGUUCUUCGACAACAAGGGUGCUGUUGCUGGCGUGUUCACCGUCGUCGGCUUGAUCGGUCUCGGUAUCAUCAUCGCGAUCCUCACCUGCGCCGUCCGUCGUCGCCGUGCCCAGAAGUUCGACGAAGACGUCGCUGAAGCCGCCGCCGAGGCUGCUGCCACCGCCCAUCGCGCCCCCAACUUCAACGACGACGAUGACUUUGACCGCGCCGGCCCGUACUCCGACACCGCCUCUCACGGCACGUACGCUCAGCCGCCGCUGCAGCCCGGCGAGGCGUACAACAUGAGUGAACUCGGUGCGUUCGACCCGUACGGUGCGGCCGGCGCGGCCGGCGACCCCUACAGCGCCGCAGGUGCAGCUGGCAUUGGCGCAGCUGGCGUGAAUCGCGCCCGGAGUAUGGGCGGAAAUGGCACUCCGACGCCGUACAAUGCUUUCGGGGGACCCGGUGGGGGGACUAACGGUUACUUUGGCGGAUAUGGCGCCCAGCCUCAGGGCCAGUAUGGCUAUGGCGGGCCCGCCGCCCCGAGUCACGACCUGCUUGAUGCAGCGGGCCUGGGUGGUGUCGCGGCCGCGGCAUCUGCAGGGCUCGGGCACGGGCCGUACCCGGACACGGGGCUCGCGCGGAACAAGAGCAUGGGCGCGCAGACGCUCGGCGGAAUGAGCUCAGCAUCCGAGUACAGCUCCACGGCGCACACCCAAGCCGCCGCCGCCCAGAACGCGGGAUUGUACCAGGGAGCUACCCAAGGCGCGCGCCCAGUGUCGACGGGCGACCCGUACGCGGCAUACGCGGGCAUGGAGGGCCAGCGCAUAUCCGGGGCGUUCCUGCCGAACCCAUUCGAUACGCCCGCCGCCCCGCCUGCGGCCAAGCCGGCCGCGGAGCUGCCGCUGCUGGGCGCGACCUUUGCGUCGCCGGAGAGCUCUGUGGACCAUGAUGCCGGUGAGGAGGAGGCGAACCCGGGCUGGGCGCCUGAGGGUCAGGAGGGCAGCCGGAUGAGCUUGCGGGAUGACGAGGACUAUACCUUCGGUGGUGGAAAGCGGGUCCUGAAGGUCGCAAAUGAGUAGUCGCAAUAUACAAGGGAGCGCGCUGGCAGGUACCGGGGCUCCGUGCGGCGCGGCAGGACGACGUUAGAAGUGCGCGUUCCCGUGCCCUGCGUGCAGAGUCCGUGGAGUCGCGUUCGCAUUCUGAUAUCCCGAGUUAUUUAUGCUAUGCUUCGUCGCUCGGCGCGCGGGCGCUCGUUACCGUGUCGCCGUUGCCCGCUGAGACGAUUUCCCCCCGUUUGCCUAUCGAACUAUUUGAUUUCGUCUAAAUGCUUUUUGCCGUAUUCGUAUUCCUAGCUUACUCUUCCUAUUACUACGCUGUUUUCGCAUGUCUCUGGCUGUACGCCAUGCUUUGGGUGUCGGUAGGACGUCCUCAGUUUUCGUCUGGGAUGCCUGGACCCUGCCUGCAUGUUUAUGUGAUAACUUUGUGUCUCGCUCCAUCUG